This is a messenger RNA of Alternaria atra, 1242 nucleotides long. RefSeq lists its product as uncharacterized. The coding region runs from base 1 to 1242 and encodes 413 amino acids. The transcript has a single exon. Lineage: Eukaryota; Fungi; Ascomycota; Dothideomycetes; Pleosporales; Pleosporaceae. The record is from RefSeq and is a predicted model, not a curated record.
AUGUCCGACCGUCGCAGAAACAACUUUAUGGAUGAAUCGACAAAUUCCGAGUUAUCAAUAUCAGAUUCACUCAAGAGUCUGAUCCUUAGCACCGUGAACGCAACAAGGGACUUGUUCGUUUUCACCGAUGAGGAACUACACAAAACAUCUCCGGAGGUCAUCUUACGACGCAUGCUUUCCACAAGAUCAGCUAUAUCAACAAGUUCAUCUCUCGCUGAAGCAAACCAACGUGCACGCGAUGAUGCGACUCAGCAGAACUUCACCAACAUCGGCCAAGGUCAGUGUGGUACAGUGUUCGGACUGAAAGGCACUACUAUGGUCAUCAAACUGCCUAAUCCUUCGAACAAGGAGGAUGAACUCUUUGUCGACUUCCAAAUGCAUAAGGUGGUGUGGGAGGCAUUCUCCGCUUUCGCGUCCAUCCACGAAGACAUCCAUGUACCUCGUGUGGGCGUGUGGGUUGGCCCCAAGAGUACACAUUUCUGGGAUACAAAAGCCGCUCUUUUCCCUCAGAAUGUGAGGACACCUAACUACGGUCUCGUAUCCGAACGCAUUUAUCCCCUCCCCCUUCCAGUGCGCGAAGCCAUCGUGGAUGCACUUUGUCCAGAAGCAAUCAAGGACACUAAGAGCGAAUUCCUCAAUCGAAUCGAGAACAAGAAUUGCCUAGUUCGAUUAUAUCUUGGCAGACGUAACGAUUCGCGCAAGAUGGAGGCAAGAAACGUUCGGCUUCGCAAUUUCCCCCUCCACGUUGAUGAGAUGGAGCGCCUCGGUCUCGACACGAGCUCCUUUGCUAUGACCAUAGCAAAAGCUCUAGCUUUCCUUCACUGGAAGGCUGGUGUAGAUGGCAACGACGUAGAAUUUGUUCUGGGAAGUACUCCUCAAAUCACUGGAAAACCGACCAAAGAAGAUUUGUUGAUCGCCAACAAGGAUACAGCAGGGGAGAUGUUCUCUACCGACUUCGAGCACCGGACAAUAUCUAUAUGGCUCUUGGACUUCAACCAGUGCAAGCUCUUCGAUCAUGAUUCAGCUGGCGUGAAGAAACUAGUUGAGGGAUUCUGGUUCAACGAUCCCUACUACCCCCGUCCUAACGCCACCGACAAAAAUGACAAGAAACUAUGGAGAUUGUUUGCAGAGCACUACAUAAAAGUCAGUCAGGAGCUCACUAACACCCCGGGACCAGCAAUGUUCAUCAAUAGUGUGAUUGCGAAGGGCAAAGAACGCUCAGGUGGUAGCAUGUUUGGAUGA